Messenger RNA from Merops nubicus (carmine bee-eater), 1159 nucleotides. RefSeq names its product dihydrouridine synthase 2 (gene DUS2). Gene Ontology annotation, cellular component: cytoplasm. The transcript is spliced from 6 exons. The annotation marks the transcript as partial. The record is from RefSeq and is a predicted model, not a curated record. Gene Ontology annotation, biological process: tRNA dihydrouridine synthesis. Gene Ontology annotation, molecular function: tRNA binding; tRNA dihydrouridine synthase activity. NCBI's taxonomy places the organism in Eukaryota, Metazoa, Chordata, Aves, Coraciiformes, Meropidae.
GCUGUGUUGAAGCACAAGUAAUAGCCCAUAAAACUUCUGUGAUUAUAACAGUGAUGUUAAUUUCUAGUGGAGGAUCUCAUGACUUCAUAAAAGACUAUUUGGACAUUGAGACCUUUCGGGAAGCAACAGCUGCCUCCUCAGUAAUGAUAGCUCGUGCUGCCAUGUGGAACCCAUCUAUCUUCAGAAAAGAAGGUCUUUUCCCCUUGAAGGAAGUCAUGCAAGCUUACAUCAAAUAUGCAGUGAGGUAUGAUAAUCACUAUACCAACACAAAAUACUGUUUGUGUCAGAUGUUAAGAGAACAGUUGGAAACUACUCAGGGUAAGAAGCUGCAUACUGCACAGUCCACGCAGGAGAUCUGUGAAGCCUUUGAAAUGGCUGAUUUCUAUGAAGAAACAACAGCUGUUUUCAAAGCAAAGAAAAUGUCUUUAGAAACCCAGACACAAGAUGCAGAUGACCAAGUGGACGACCCAGAUGUAAUAAAAAUGGCUGUUAGAUUUGACAAGAGAGAAUAUCCACCACAGAUUACUCCAAAAAUGUACCUUCUGGAAUGGUGUAGGAAAGAAAAGCAUCCUCAGCCUGUUUAUGAAACUGUUCAAAGACCACUGGAUAGAUUAUUCUGUUCUGUAGUCACAGUAGCUGAGCACAAAUACAGAUCAACUCUGUGGGACAAAUCAAAGAAACUAGCAGAACAGGCUGCAGCUAUUGUCUGUCUGAGAACAUUGGGUAUCCCAGAGGGAAAGCUGUGUGAGGGAGAAAAUCAUCUGGUUAACAAACGCAAGAGGGAAGACCAGGAGCGCUUGAAUAACAGAGGCCAUGGAGAAGAUCUUGCUGAGCCUUCCCAUAAAAAAGCUAAUUUUACUGAAGAAACUUCUGACAUGAAUGUGCCUAAGAUGCCACGGUAGCACGGAAAUUAGAGGUUUCAGCCCUAUGCAGCUACAGAAGAGCUCCUAUUUGUAUAUCUUGUUCACGUUUCAUUUGGAUUCUCUCAGACACAAAUUCCCCAGUUGUGAAAAAUGCCAAUGAGAUGUUUACUGCUCACUACUCACUGUCCCUGUGGUGCCUUUCAGACAGGAUAAAUUAGAAGUUUGAUUUUUGAAUAACAUUGAGAAGUUUAUCUCAAAUAAUAAAUUUUUUUUUUAAAAUACCAGCUGUUUUCAAA